Molecule: messenger RNA, 1989 nt
Organism: Choloepus didactylus (southern two-toed sloth)
Lineage: Eukaryota; Metazoa; Chordata; Mammalia; Pilosa; Megalonychidae
Gene: TRMT10B
Product: tRNA methyltransferase 10B
Exons: 10
Coding region: 179-1162 (327 amino acids)
Biological process (GO): tRNA N1-guanine methylation
Cellular component (GO): nucleoplasm; nucleus
Molecular function (GO): tRNA binding
Source: RefSeq, a predicted model, not a curated record
CCGGAGGUGGGACCAAAUAUGCGCUGCCGCUUGAGGUGUCGAAGUUAGACUUCUCCAAAGAGUUAUCCACAUCUGUUGCCUCCCAGUCAUUCCCCAACAGGGCUUGGCACAGAGGGGAAACUCGAUGAAUAUUUAUUGACUGAAUGAAUAGACAAACACAGGACAGAAAAUUAAGCAUAUGGACUGGAAAUUAGAAGGAAGUACCCAGAAAACAGAGUCACAUGUGCUGCAGGGACAAGAAGGCAUCCUAGACGACAUGGGUGAAGAUAGCAUCUCUGAAAGCUUCCGGCUUCUGCAGAUUGAUGUGGAAUGUGAGAGCAACACAUUCCACAUCAGUGGAACAACAGACAGUGCAACAUGGUGCUCGAAAAAUGUGCAAAGAAAACAGAGACACUGGGAAAAGAUAGUCGCAGCAAAGAAGAGCAAAAGAAAGCAAGAAAAAGAAAGAAGAAAAGCCAAUCGUGCAGAAAAUCCAGGCAUCUGCCCCCAGCACAGCAAACGUUUUCUGAGAGCCUUAACCAAGGAAAGACUCUUGGAAGCCAAACACUCAGGACCAAGACUGUGUAUUGAUUUGAGUAUGGCCCACCGCAUGUCUAAGAAGGAAUUAAGUAGACUGGCUGGGCAGAUCCGAAGGUUGUAUGGGUCAAAUAAAAAAGCUGACAGGCCAUUUUGGAUCUGCCUAGCUGGAUUCGCAAUGGACAGUCCCCUGUACAAAGAGUGUUUGAGGGUGAAUGAUGGAUUUUCUAGUUACCUGCUAGACAUAGCAGAAGAAGACUGCUUUAGUUUGUUUCCUCUGGAAACCCUUGUGUACCUGACUCCUGACUCAGAACAUGCUCUUGAAGAUGUUGAUCUAAACAAAGUUUACAUCCUUGGUGGACUUGUGGAUGAAAACAUUCAGAAGAAGGUGACAUUUCAAAAGGCCCAAGAACACUCUGUCCAGACAGCCCGUUUGCCAAUCCAGGAAUACAUGGUCAGAUUCCAGAAUGGAAAAAACUAUCAUUCAGAGAUACUGGCCAUCAAUCAAGGAUUCAGUUCAGGGGCUGACUUCCCACCCUCCCCUCCUUCAGGCCAUGUCAGGGCCCCUCCUUUGUGGUCCCGCUGUAUUGUGUGUUCCUCACUGUUGCAGCAUUGUCCCUUCACGGGCUUGUCUCUCUCAGUUUAGGCGGAGGUCUGUGAGGGCAGGCAGGGCAGGACCUAUUGUCUUUGUCUGUCUCCCCAGGACCUGGGACCUAGUACCACCUCUCCGCAUAGUAGGUUUGUCCAGUGAAAUAUUCCAGAACAACCUUUUCCUCAUUAGUCAUUUACUAGUUCUUUUUUUCCUCUGUGUAGUCACUUUGUUCUCUGCUUACCCUCUAACAGUAUUUGAUAUCCUGUCCACUUACUUUGAGACUCACAGCUGGCCUGAAGCACUGAAGAAAGGAGUUUCUUUUGGAAAAGGCUAUAUUCUUCAGAACUCAGUGGAAUGAUGGGCAAGACUGCAGCUGCAGGAGGUGAAGUGCUGGAACUGGGAAGAUAUAUUUUGUGGCAAGGGGCACCCCUAGUGACCUAGCCUGGCACCUCCUCCCUGCCUGGGUAACAAUUAGCCACACUGCCUCACUCCAGUAAUACUCUUUUAGAUCAUAUGAUCUAAAAGAGUGGCAUAUUGUGAUGAAAUUUCCUUGGACUUAGCACCAGAAAAACCUGAGUCCAAAUCCUGGCUCUACCACUUAAUUUACCUUGGUACUCUGAACAAUUCAUCUUUCCUCUCUAGCCUCAGUUUUAUUAAAUGAGAAAUGGGAAUCAUGCUGUCUGUCUUUCAGAGUUGUGAGAAUUAGUGCUAGUGUGUGGUGUCUUCAGUAAAUGGUUACAGUUGUAUAAUGUCCUAGCAUGGAAGAGGAUGGGUUGACAUUUGGUACAUUAUACGUUAAUAUUGGAUCGGUUUUAUUUUAUUUCAGACUUUUCCCAACCUAAUUAAUAAAUGUAUAGAAUAAAAUUAAGUCUGUGAUAGCA